Liolophura sinensis is the source of this 2008-nucleotide messenger RNA. RefSeq lists its product as uncharacterized. Bases 106 to 1692 code for a protein of 528 amino acids. Gene Ontology annotation, molecular function: protein binding. The record is from RefSeq and is a predicted model, not a curated record. The transcript has 2 exons. Gene Ontology annotation, biological process: protein homooligomerization. Lineage: Eukaryota; Metazoa; Mollusca; Polyplacophora; Chitonida; Chitonidae.
CCACGUCCUGAAUUGAUAAUGCAUCGGAAAAAAGGGGGCGGUACGCCUAUUCUCUUAUAGAGCACAUUGUGUGACAUUGCGUGAUUGACCUGCCCAUCGAUAGUCAUGUUUUCUUACAUGUCUAUGUCAUCAUCCCAGACCAGCCUGAGGAGUGUGAAUGUUCCUCCACCAGCAAUUCAGGCCCGGGUCAUACAGGAUCCACACUGUAAAUCAGGGGAGGAUGUGUGGGAAUAUGCCAUAUCCCGCUCCUGGCUCAACAAGUGGGCGUCGCUGGCUGCCCCAGCUACCAGCCAGCAACACAGACCAUCAAAUGAACCCAUAGGACCUUUGGUUGUGCGAGAGAUUGAUGUUGAGAACUGUUACAUCGGGGAGUCAGUGUGGAGUGUACUCUUGUCGUGGCACGGACUUGAUGGAGGCUCGUACAAGAGACGAAGACAUGUCAACCCUGGCUACAUGCCCCUGACAUCAGAGGGGGGCCAGAGCUGCCAUGUGCUGGCAGACAGACACCUGGAUAUCCUUAUGGUCACCCUGUGUGGUCUGUCAGAGCUGGAUUCCCCAGACAAGCAUCACAUCCUCCAGCUAUAUGCUUGGGACACAGUCACCUUCUGGGAGGACCAAUUCAGGCAGAGAGUCGGGCUUCCAGAAAAGACUCAGCUGCGGAUCUGGCUGAUAGCUGAGCAUGAUGAUAAUGAGACUUGCGUACAGCUGCCCCAGAGCUCGCAGUGCUCCAUGAUGCAACAUCUGUGUCAGGUGUGCCCAGAGCUUGUUCAUCAUCUGGUCCAGCGACAGGGCAGGUGUCCUGCCCCAGAGCACCAGGCUGCUUUUUCAUCGUUUAAGUCCACUGCCAGCGCUGGGUACCUGUCAGCUGAUCCAGAGGACACUAAAUCUUACCUGUUUCAGGAACUCCUUCUUCAGAGGUACAAGAUCAGCAUUGCUGUAGAGAGUGUGGUGCAAAGCCAGCCAGGGACAGACUUGCUGACAGGAAUAGGUGUAGGUGCUGUCAAUCUGAACUGGACACCUACAGGUGACAAGCCUCCAUCAUGGGAAAACCGUCUUAAGGAGGUUUUAGAUCAAAUAGCCACUAACAUGCACGGUAUUGUAGACGGCCAGAGAGAGAAGGUAGGGACAGUGUGUAAAGAUGUGGUGAGAGGUGCAGUAUCAGAGUCUGAGAGGCUCGGGGAACAGCUACGAGAAAAGAUCCAGGCUGCUGAAACCAAGGGAAAAUCACUGUCAGCGCAAGAGAAAGACAUCAACGAGCGUGAAACUGUCCUCAAUGAGAAACUUAAGAAGUUUAAAAAAGGACUUGCAGAUUUUCUCAUAGAGAAAAAAAGGCUGGAAGAGGAAAUGAGAAAGAUAGAAGAAAUGAACAAAAUAGCUGAAUCUAAGAUUAAACUGAAUGUUGGAGGUCACAAGUUUGAAACCUCUUUAGAUACCAUGACUAAAGAUCCACAGUCUGUGUUGGGAUUUAUGUUCAGUGGUCGUCAUCCAAUCAAACGAGAGGCAGAUGGUAGUUACUUCAUUGAUCGAGAUGGAACAAACUUCCGCCACAUUCUUAACUUUCUGAGAGAUGGGGACAGCUCUUUCUCAACAAUGCCUGCAGAUGUGAAGGCUUUACGAGAGCUGCAGAAGGAAGCAGACUUCUACAAACUUAGUGGUUUGAUAGACUUUUUGAGCAUGAAAGUUGGGUCAUGACAAUCACUUUUGUUUUCUCUGGUUUACACUGCAACUGUAUCUCAGACUAUCACUGUCAUCACUAGCUGACUUGGUAGAUUUGCUUUGAAGUGCUUCUGAUAAUGACAAUGUCUGUACCAUUUAUACCAUUUAUCAGCAUGACCAAAUUGCAGCAAGCGCUGUUAACAAAUUCAAAAUAAUAAAAUAUCUACAAAAAUAUCAUCAGUAUAGUAAAGGGCCAAGAAUACAGCUUGGGUUUAGAUAUUAAUUCAUAUCAAGAUAUGUUGCUUGUAUUCAAGUUGAGAAAAAUAAAAAAAGUAUUAACAAAUUCCUAUAA